Molecule: messenger RNA, 4543 nt
Organism: Cervus elaphus (red deer)
Lineage: Eukaryota; Metazoa; Chordata; Mammalia; Artiodactyla; Cervidae
Gene: ZNF157
Product: zinc finger protein 157
Exons: 5
Coding region: 376-1788 (470 amino acids)
Biological process (GO): regulation of DNA-templated transcription
Source: RefSeq, a predicted model, not a curated record
UCUUCCCCCUUCUUAGUGGUACCUCCCUGGAAGAUCUGGACACAUCUCCCUUUCCCCUGGGAUGCAGUUUGAAACUUCUGCUUCUGUAAACUUUGCACAGACCUAUAGAACCCAGUUCCAAAAGCCAGUUUCUCCUGAAACCUGGCCUUCAGAAAGUUUCUACGCAUGAGCGACGCCCCCCGCCAUCGUCCUCUAUGGAACAGCCCGCUGUACGGAAUGGACGCUAAGAUGGCGGCCCUCAUAGUGGAACACCUCGGCGCAGCCAUGUUCCUCGCCCGUCACCGCAGCUCUUGGUUCAAGUCUCUGCAGAUCUCUAACUGCACAUUGUUCAGAGAUUUGUUGGUAUCUCUAUGGAGCUGUUGAGCUUUCCCCUUAAUGGAGGCUGCAGGAUCUUCCAUUUAUUUUGACUGCAGCCCAUAUACAUACACCUCUCCAGCUUUGGAAGGUGGACUGGUAUCCAGAGUGAACAUGCCAGCUAAUGGGAAAUCACCCCAGAGGUUUCCUGCCCUGGUUCCAGGACAACCUGGUGGAUCGUUUGAGGUAUCCGUGUCAUUCGAAGAUGUGGCUGUGGAUUUUACCCGACAGGAGUGGCACAGACUGGAUCUUGCCCAGAGGACCAUGCACAGGGAUGUGAUGCUGGAGAACUACAGCAACCUGGUAUCUGUGGGCCUCUGCGUGGCCAAACCAGAGAUGAUCUUCAAGUUGGAGCGAGGGGAAGAACUGUGGAUGUUAGAGGAGGAAUCCUCAGACCAUGGUUACACAGGCUCUUUUUCACUGCCAGGUGCCAACAGUUCUGUUUGGAGUAAUUCCCUCAGGCAUGAUAAUGACCUUCAGCAUCAGAAGAUUCAAACUUUGGAUCAAACUGUUGAAUAUCAGAAAGCCUUCUACAAGAGAACAAGCUUUGUUGGACACAAAAGAACACACACGGGAGAGAGAAACUUUGAAUGUAAUGAAUGUGGGAAAACUUACUGCAGGAAAUCAAACCUUAUUGAACAUCUGAGAAUACACACAGGGGAGAGACCCUAUAAAUGUGGUGAAUGUGCAAAAACUUUUAGUGCAAGAUCAUACCUCAUUGCUCAUCAGAAAACUCACACAGGAGAGAAGCCCUUUGAAUGUAAUGAAUGUGGAAAGUCUUUUGGCAGGAAGUCACAACUCAUUCUACAUCAGAGAACACACACAGGAGAGAGACCCUAUGAAUGUACUGAUUGUGGGAAAACCUUUUCUGAGAAGGCAACCCUCAUGAUUCAUCAGAGAACUCACACAGGGGAGAAACCUUAUGAAUGUGGUGAAUGUGGGAAAACAUUUCGUGUUAAGAUAUCCCUUACUCAACAUGAGCGAACUCACACAGGGGAGAAACCCUAUGAAUGUGGUGCUUGUGGGAAAAACUUUGGUGCAAAAAAAUCCCUAAACCAACAUCAAAGAAUUCAUACAGGUGAGAAGCCCUAUAAAUGUGGUGAAUGUGGGAAAUUUUUCAGAUUGAAGAUGACUCUUAAUAAUCACCAGAGAACUCAUACGGGUGAAAAACCCUACCAGUGUAAUGAAUGUGGGAAAUCUUUCAGUGUGCACUCAUCUCUUGGAAUACAUCAGCGAAUUCACACAGGAGAGAAACCUUAUGAAUGUAACAAAUGUGGUAAUGCCUUCUAUGUCAAAGCACGCCUCAUUGAACAUCAGAGAAUGCAUUCAGGAGAAAAACCCUAUGAAUGUAGUGAAUGUGGAAAAAUCUUCAGUAUGAAGAAAUCCCUUUGUCAACACCAGAGAACUCACACAGGAGAGAAACUUUGUGAAUGAAGAAAUGCCUUUUCUGUGAAAGUAUGCCUCAUUAACACAGGAGAGACCCUUCGAAUGUCAAGAAUGUGGGAAAGCUUUCUGCCAGAAGGCACACCUCACAGAACAUCAGAGAACUCACUUAGGCCAGCCCUUGCCUUGUACUGUGGAGAAAGCUUCUCUAAGAAGACUCCCCUCAUCAUUUGGUCAAGCCCUUUGGGCCAUCUGAUUACUGGGGCACACAGAGUAUACCUGUAACAAUAUGGCUCCUGCCUUGGUGUGAAAAUUGUCCUGAUCCCCUUAGGGAGUGGCUCAUUGUUGUUUUCAUUUCAUUUGGAUUUCCCUAAUUGGUGGUAAGGUUGAGAAUCAGCUUACCUGUUGACUGGUCAUUGUUAUAUUUCUUCCGUGCAAUGACUGUUCAUAUCCUUUGCUCAUUGUUUUCUAAUAGGCUGUAUUUUACUUCUUGGUUUAAAUGUUGUUUUCCUUGUUCUUUAAAAAAUAUAUGAGAACAUAAAAAUCCCUUUUCAGUCAUUUGUGUUUCAGAUAUCUCCUCUCAGUCUGUGACUGGUUCUUUAAUUUUGUUAACUCUUUUCUUCUGCCUAAGGUUUUAUGUUUUCAUGUUAUCAUGUUAUCAGUUUCAAGGUGAUAAUAUUCUCCUGUACUUUCCUUUAAAAUGAAGGUUUCAUUUUCAACAUUGAAAAUUUUAAUCUACCCUAAGUUUUUUCUGUAUAAUAUGAAGUCUUCAAUAUAUAAUGCUAUAUUUUAAAAACUUUACAUCAGUAGUUUGUUUAUGCAGCUUGCUUUUCUUCAAGAAAUGUUACCUUUCCAAGAUCUAUCCAUGUUGGUAAAUAUAGCUCUGGUUUAUUUAUCUCUUCAUUCCCCUAGUGAAAGGCAUUUGUAUCAUUUCUGUGUUUAGUAUUUAAAUCUAGAAGUGGCAAUGAUGGGUCAUAGGGUGUAGGCAGUAUGCCAGUUAUUAAUCCAUUGUGCCCCAGUUCCAAACCUGCCCUUCUAUACCGGGGCUUUGUGAUGCUGGGGCCAUGACUCUAUAGAACACAUUCCUGUCUUGCCAGUUGCUACUCUCUGUUGGGUCUUGCCAAUAAGAGAUAUGAAAUAUAAAUGUUGAGCCUAUGGACGGAAGAAGGGACUUGCUCUUUUUUUUUUUCAAUUCCAGUUGGCUCCCUGUUUAUCUGAGUAUCAGCCCAGCAUUGCUUCUUCACUUGGGCAGCAGCAGAUCCUCAUGGUAGUAGCAGUUUAAUCCAGUUUGCACUUUCCCAGCACUAACAGCUCUAUGGUAUUGCGCCCCCUCAGAGACAUUUGCAACAUCUGGCUAGUGCCACCUCCUUAGAACUAUGAAUCUCAGUCACAUGAGACCCCACUUACAACCUUCUGUUUUUAGUAAUUCCAACUUCUUCCCUUUUUACCAUAGUCCCACUGCUUUCUGCAGUUGCUGAGUCCAUGAGAAUUUUAAUGUUCUUUUUGUUUUUAAGUUAGUUGGUUAGUAACUUCAUAACUAGUUAAAAAUUUUUUAUAAUAAAUUGUCUCUAUUAAAAUAACUGGUAUGGUUUCUGUCUCCUAGCUGGGUUCUGAUUGAUAUAGAAGUUUUUCAACUUGACUAAAUAUUAAAGUUUUUAAAAAUUGCACUAUUUUACACUCUCAUGAGCAGUUUGAGAAAAAGUUUACAUUUUCCCACAUAUUCACUAGGACUUAUCUGUUAUUUUUUUGAUAAAUUGUUGCCUAUCUGAAAGGUGUAAAAUGGCCUUAAGCCCUUCCAUCCUUGAAUGUGUUUGUCUUUUUAUUUAACUCAUUUAAAAUCUAUUAAAUUUUAAGUAGUAUUUUAUGGUUUUCUCUAAGAAAUUGUCUUUGAAAGUUAAUCUUUUAAUAGAAAAUUUGCUCAUAUAUAUGUAUAUACAUAUAUUUUAAAAUAUAAUGAUGUAUUAUGGGGUGUAUAUAUAUAUAUAUAUAUAUAUGUAAUAUAUGUUUCUAUCUAUAUGUUAAGUGUGUGUGUGUAUACACGUGUGUAUGUCUCCCCAGAAAACACUUUUGUUUUAUAUAUUCAUUUUGUUUUACCUACAUAUUUACCACUUUGGUUGCUCUUUAAUUUUUCUCAUUUCCUUCAUGAUCAUUUUCUUCUUUGCCUGAAAAAUAUCCUUUAGAGUUUUCUUUAGUGGAGGUCUGUCAAUGACAAAUCUCUCAACCUUGUGAAUGUUUCCCCUUGUACUUUUUUGAUAAGCAGAAACAAAUCCUUUACUUUUGGUAGCACUGUACCAUAAUAAAUAUUGAUGCUAAAUUACAUAAUUUUUUUGCUUUUUCCCCUGAGUGUUCCAUAAUGAUUACGACAACCCAGGGUAUUUGAAUUAAUUGUUAGAUGCCCCCCAAUACAGCAUACACUUGAAUAUACAUAUUACACUUUUCUCACUUUGUAUAUAGCAUGCCCUCACCCUUGUUUACUAAGCAUUAUGUUUAUCAAGAUGCCGUCUCUUCACUUCUUCCAAUCUUCAGCUCAUCCAUUAAAAAAUUAAAUCUGAUGUUUUAAAAUGACUAUUAUUAUGGAAAAUGUCAAACAUGAAAAAAAGUAAUCUAUGGUGACAGAAAGCAGAUCAGUGGUUGCCUCUGGGGUAGGAAUUAACUCCUAAGAGGUAGGAGGGAACUUCCCUUGGCGUGAUGGAACUAUUCUGUAUCUUGACUGUGUGUUAAUGAGAAUACACAAGAGUCAUCAAAUGAUUAAAUUUAAGAUUUGUGCAUUGUGUUGUAUGUAAAUUAUUUUUCAAUUAAAACUUUA